CACGCCGUCCUCCCGGCCAGUUUGCCUCCUUCCCACCCCCGCGUUCCUAACGGUCGUCUCCUGCCCCUCGGAAGCUCGGUCCAGGGCCCCCGGCCUCCCCCGCGCCGCAUCCUCCGCCGGGCCCGCGCGGAGGCCCCCGACCCGAAUGCCGGGCGCUCCCCAGAGAUUCCUUAACGUGUCUCGGGGUUCUUGUCAAAAUUAGCUGGGCCCUGCGGGUUUCAAGUCCACGCGUUGCACGACUGGCUAAUGUGGAAGCCUUCUCCCCUUAAGCAGAGUACCUCUGCUGGGUCUUCACCUGAAUUUCCUUUCAGUCAGCAACAUUAGUGCUUGGUCAUUGGGGUCUCCUUCCUCCCGGUUGCCCAGCCAUGUUAAACACGUUAGUCUUUUUUUGUCGCCAGGCUUGGCCCUUCCCAGCCCAAUCCCCCUGAUGCAGCAGCUCCCUGGCCACGGCCCCCUUACACUUUCCCCUUUUUUGAGUUAACUUUAAGGAGACCCUCAUCUCGCACCUCACCCAGUCGUUACUAGAAUUCUAGUAAGCUUCCAGCCCUGGUCCAUCAUAGCGCCAGUCCCUGGGAGAUGCUAAAUCAAUACUUCUUGGCCUAUUCUUUCCUCCAGGCACCCCAGUCUUACUCCCCUCUUGCUGUUCAGUGCUGCGUUCCCAACAAUCAUCACCCUUUACACUACCUCUCCAACGCCCCUUGGAGAUGACAUGCCAGUUACAACUUAGCCUCCCACCAAGAGCCCCCUCGUUUGCCUCUGCAGCUCAAACACCAUGCGUCCCCUCUGCGGCUCGCACUUUGGGAGUUUGCUCUCUGGUUCCUUCAUCUGUACCGUCCCCUGUGCAGUCCCAGGUCUCCAACCCUCACUCCAGCUCGUUUUGUUUCCUACAUUGUAGGUGUAGCAUGUCAUUGGGAAAGGUUGGGGCAGAUGUGUACUGUAUGUUGCCAUCGCUGGGGGCAGGGGCCUCAAAUGUCCCAUGUGUUAAUUACAGUCAAGUGAGUUGUGUGCUUAGACCCCCGGCCUGGCAUUUUCAGCCAAUGGACGUAUUAGUAUUGUGUGUGAUUUGAUGGAUUAAAAGACCCGUUCGUCCUCGCUUUUAUUUCUGUAUUUGGGAUUUGGAAUAGAGCUGAGAGGGUGAAAAGAGGCAGCUACGUGAAGGAUUUUAAAAUUUCUCUAAUGAGAAAUUUAAAAUGACUUGAAACUCACAAAGUAUGUUUGAGAGUUUGGGAUGGUUCUUGCUGCUUACGUGCCCCUUCAGUUGCAUGGUGUCUAGGGACGUCCGGGUCCCCUGCCGUUGCAGCUGCAGCCUCCCUUGUUUUCCCUGGCUGGAACCCAAGACUGGGCAAGUGGGCAAAAGGGAUCAAAUGAGGUAAAGUGUGGAAUUGCUUUGCAAACUGUUAACUAAUAGACAUGCCGAGGGGCAGAAUUUGUCAGGAUUGUUCAGAGAGUAGAGAGCUGGGAUAGCUGACCAUCCGAGAGGAAUGUGGGCUUGCACCCCCUUUUUAAGCCUCUUAAGUUUUCAUCCUACCAUGCUGGGAGAAUCUUUCCAUCUUGCGAAAGGGCGGAGUCACCUCCAACAGGCUUGGAGCUGGGCGAUUGCUCAAAUGUUGGGGAAUUUGGGAUUCUACUUCUGUUAAUAGUGGUACCUUUCUGUGCCAAGGCACAUUGCUCUGGAUUGGGGCUAAUUUUAGGGGUGAUGGAAUGAGGAAAUAAUGUUCUUAACUUAGUGUGUACUGGGACCGCCUAGUCUCUGAAUCUUUGCCUUUUGUGAAUUCUGAACCCCAGAGAACAGGCUCCCCUCUUAUUCCCUGAAGCCUGUUGUGAGCACCCAGGACCAGUGUGUGUCCUUUCCCCUUGAUUCCGGCAGGGGGCAGCCUUUUAAUAGCAAUAAUUCAGAUGCCAGGAGAGUGAGGGUAUGCUGAGGCCUGAGAACGAAGAGCCAGUACAGAUGAGGCAGGCGGCCUCAGGGCAGGGCAAGCGGUGGGGCUAAGCUGGAAUGAGCCUGUGAGGAGACCCUUAGAUCAAGUAGCCAGGAAAGGCCGUGUCCCGAGUCCUCUGCUGCCUUUCUCACUCUUUCCUUCACUGGAAAGGGAUCCAAACGCUUGCCUUUGAGAGUUUGUGAUAGAGAAAUUUGGGACAGUUUCUUUCAACCUAGUGUUUUCCCAAGGAUUUCCCUCUUGGCAGAAUUUCAUAUUUCUCUCAUGGGACAGUAUAAUUAGGGAAUGAUUUCCUUGCUCUUCAGUGGGAGAAUGAACUGCAGUAAAUUUGGUUUCUGUCGUCUUCCAUUCUUCCCCAUAAACAGAAUAGGAUUGAUUACCUGUGCUCAUGGCAUAGAGGAGGGUUUCUUAACCGUGGCACUAGUGACAUUUUGAGACAGAUAAUUCUCUGUUGUGGGGGCCGACCUGUGUAUUGUAGGAUUUUAGCAGCAUCCCUGGCCUCUACGCAUUAGAUGCCAGUAGUAAUUCCCAGUCAUGUCAACCAAAAAUGUCUCCAGAUUUUGCCAAAUGUCCCCUGGGGAGCAGAGUCACCGCCCCCUCCCCCCAGUUGAGAACUGCUGGCUUCGAGGAAGCAUGUGGAAAAGACGCACAUAUCUGCUUGGAGGGGUGCAAACCAUGGGAGUUAAUGCUUGCUGCUUGUCAAGGAAGGGCCAGUCAGCCACCAGCACUGGGACCAAUCCUCUCCUGGCUGGGCCCGCCAGGAGACUUGGCCUUUUUCUCCAGCUGCUCCUGUGCUUCCUCUUCCCCCCUGACUGCCUCUCCCUUUGCCUCUGCAGUUUUCUUGCUUUUCACACUGGAAGCCGCUUUCCUCACUUUGCUCCUUAAAACCAGGACAGAAAGGUGAAGGCCAGACGUGGAAAGUACCAAGGAGAGCCACCUUUGCCACUCCUUGGCAGGGUGGGAGGAAACGCUUCUUCCUUCCGUCCCAGAGUUGUGGAGUUUUAGAGUUGAUGGGCAUCGUGGAGGCGCUCCGGUCCAACCUCCCCCCCAGCCACUGAGGGAACCCUUGCGCAGCCCCCUGAGACCCUGUCUGCUCGUCCUCUGCUCGGAACCGCCAGGGAUGAGCUGCCUCCUGAGAAUCUCCUCUGCUGAUCCUUAGAGGGACAGGUCACUGCCACCACUGCCACUUCUGUCAGUCUCAGUAACUGACCGUAUUUCUACUUUAUGGGUCUUGCCCAAAUGUGAAGGUCCUUCCCCAGGUACCACUGCGGUCACACCAACGUCCAGUUGCUUGGAGACCCUGGUUCAUUCCAGCAUAGGCUCCUGCCUGAAGAGAGUCAGGCCCCCACUCUAACUGCUUCCUGGGGUAAGGCUGCCAGGUGUUUGGAGAGUGAACGCCAGGUCCCCUCGUCCCUGUGCAUCUCCUCCGACCGUUAGGACACGCUCAGCUUCACAAUGGCAGCAGAGACCCUCAACUUUGGGCCUGAGUGGCUGAGGGCACUUUCAAGUGGUGGCAGCGUAGCCUCCCCACCCCCAUCCCCCGCCAUGCCCAAAUACAAGCUGGCUGACUAUCGCUAUGGGCGAGAGGAGAUGCUGGCCCUCUACGUCAAGGAGAACAAGGUGCCUGAUGAGCUGCAGGACAAGGAAUUUGCUGCGGUGCUCCAGGAAGAGCCGCUGCAGCCCCUGGCACUGGAGCCUCUGACCGAGGAGGAGCAGAGAAACUUCUCCCUGUCAGUGAACAGUGUGGCUGUGCUGAGGCUGAUGGGGAAAGGGGCUGGCCCCCCCCCAGGCGGCGCCUCCCGUGGCAGGGGCAGCACGCGGAGCCGAGGCCGCGGCCGUGGUGAUAGUUGCUUUUACCAAAGAAGCAUUGAAGAAGGCGAUGGGGCCUUUGGUCGGAACCCCAGGGAGAUCCAGCGUAGCCAGAGUUGGGAUGACAGAGGCGAGAGGCGGUUUGAGAAGUCGGCCAGGAGGGAUGGAGCACGAUCCGGGUUUGAGGAUGGAGGGGCUGGCCCGAGGAAGGAACAUGCCCGCUCAGAUAGCGAGAACUGGCGUUCUCUCCGGGAGGAGCAAGAGGAGGAGGAGGAGGGCAGCUGGAGACUUGGGGCAGGACCCCGGCGAGAUGGCGACCGCUGGCGCUCAGCCAGCCCUGAUGGCGGCCCCCGCUCUGCUGGCUGGCGAGAACAUGGGGACCGGCGUCGCAAGUUUGAGUUUGAUUUGCGAGGGGAUCGAGGAGGGUGUGGUGAAGAGGAGGGGCGGGUGGGUGGGGGCAGCUCUCACCUCCGGAGGUGCCGAGGGCCUGACGGCUUUGACGACGACAAGGACGGGCUCCCAGAGUGGUGCCUGGACGAUGAGGAUGAAGAAAUGGGCACCUUCGAUGCCUCGGGGGCCUUCUUGCCUCUCAAGAAGGGCCCCAAGGAGCCCAUUCCUGAGGAGCAGGAGCUUGACUUCCAGGGUCUGGAGGAAGAGGAGGAAGAGCCCUCCGAAGGGUUGGACGAGGAGGGGCCUGAAUCAGGUGGGAAGGAACUGACUCCACUGUCGCCUCCAGAGGAGAAGUCUAGCUCCCCAUCCCCACUGGCUACCUUGGGCCCACUCUGGGGAGCUAAUGGGGACGGAGGUGACGCUGUGGAGAAAGACCUGCCAGCUGCUGAAGGAGACGAUUUGAGGGGAAUGCAGCUGAGUCCUGGGGUGGGCUCACCCCCUGGCCCACCUGGAGAUCUGGAAGAUGAUGAAGGCUUGAAGCACCUACAACAGGAGGCAGAGAAGCUUGUGGCAUCCCUACAGGACAGCUCUCUGGAGGAAGAGCAGUUCACGGCCGCCAUGCAGGCCCAGGGCCUGCGCCACUCUGCAGCUGCCACUGCCCUCCCCCUCAGCCACGGUGCAGCCCGGAAGUGGUUCUACAAGGAUCCACAGGGGGAGAUCCAAGGACCCUUCACAACACAGGAGAUGGCGGAGUGGUUCCAAGCGGGCUACUUCUCCAUGGCCCUGCUUGUAAAGCGUGGCUGUGAUGAGGGCUUUCAGCCACUGGGUGAGGUGAUCAAGAUGUGGGGUCGUGUGCCCUUUGCCCCGGGGCCCUCGCCACCCCCGCUGCUGGGAAACAUGGACCAGGAGCGGCUGAAGAAGCAACAGGAGCUGGCAGCAGCGGCCUUGUACCAGCAGCUGCAGCACCAGCAAUUUCUUCAGCUGGUCAACAGCCGCUCCCUCCAGCAGUGUGGGCUCCGGGAAAAGGCGGCUCUGGGGGACCUGACGCCACCGCAGCAGCAGCAGCUCACCGCCUUCCUGCAGCAGCUCCAAGCUCUCAAACCCCCCAGAGGUGGGGACCAGAACCUGCUCCCGACGAUGAACCGUUCCUUGUCGGUGCCGGAUUCAGGCUCCCUCUGGGACAUACAUACCUCAGCCUCAUCACAGUCAGGCGGUGAGGCCAGUCUUUGGGACAUACCAAUUAACUCUUCGACUCAGGGUCCAAUUCUAGAACAACUCCAGCUGCAACAUAAAUUCCAAGAGCGCAGAGAAGUGGAGCUCAGGGCUAAGCGGGAGGAGGAGGAGCGUAAGCGCCGGGAGGAGAAGCGGCGCCAGCAGCAGCAGCAGCAGCAGGAGGAGCAGAAGCGGCGGCAGGAGGAAGAGGAGCUGUUUCGGCGCAAGCAGGUGCGGCAGCAGGAGCUACUGCUGAAGCUGCUGCAGCAGCAGCAGGCGGUGGCCUCUGUCCCAGUGCCCCCUGCACCCAGCUCCCCGCCCCCACUGUGGGCCGGCCUGGCCAAGCAAGGACUUUCCAUGAAGACGCUGCUUGAGCUGCAGCUGGAGGGCGAGCGACAGCUGCAUAAGCAGCCCCCGCCUCGGGAACCAUCGCGGGCCCAGGCCCCCAACCACCGUGUGCUUGGGGGCCUGGGCACUGCCCCCCUGAACCAGUGGGUAUCUGAGGCUGGGCCGCUGUGGGGCGGGCCCGACAAGAGUGGGGGCAGCAGCAGCGGCCUGGGGCUCUGGGAGGACACCCUCAAGAGCAGCGGGAGCCUGGCCCGUAGCCUGGGCCUGAAGAACAGCCGGAGCAGCCCUUCUCUCAGUGAUUCCUAUAGCCACCUGUCAGGUCGGCCUGUGCGCAAAAAGACAGAGGAGGAAGAGAAGCUGCUGAAGCUGUUACAGGGCAUCCCCAGGCCCCAGGAUGGCUUCACCCAGUGGUGUGAGCAGAUGCUACACACACUUAGCACCACGGGCAGUCUGGAUGUGCCCAUGGCUGUAGCGAUCCUCAAGGAGGUGGAAUCCCCCUAUGAUGUCCACGAUUAUAUCCGUUCCUGCCUGGGGGACACGCUGGAAGCCAAAGAAUUUGCCAAACAAUUCCUGGAGCGGAGGGCUAAGCAGAAAGCCAGCCAACAACGGCAGCAGCAGCAGGAGGCUUGGCUGAGCAGUGGCUCCCUGCAGACGGCCUUUCAGACCAACCAUAGCACCAAACUUGGCCCUGGGGAGGGCAGCAAGGCCAAGAGGCGGGCACUGAUGCUGCACUCGGACCCUAGCAUCUUGGGGUACUCCCUGCACGGACCUUCUGGUGAGAUUGAGAGCGUGGAUGACUACUGACCAGCCCAUCCCACCAGCCCCCUGGGCUGUAGGCCAGGAGCAGCCGCAGCAGCUUGGACCCUUGGGUCCCCAGUCUGCAGGCUCCCAACAAGGAGCAUAGGAGGCAGCAGGGGCAGGGUCCCCAGCACUUGUUACAAACCACACAAUGCACCUUAACUCACCCACCACGAGGCACUUUACAGAUUGGGGGGAAGGGGUUUUUUGUUCCUUUUCUUUUUAAAAAAUUUUAAACAACAUUUGAAGAAAACGUUAGGAGAGACAAAAAUUGUUAAAAACUAGACUCUAAUCACCCCUUUCCCCCUCUGGGGAUUGUGGGGGUGACAGUGGAAGGUCCAUGGAGUUUUGGGUUUGUUUUUUUUUUUAAGAAAAAGGAAAAACAAUGAAAAAAAGGUUAGGAGGCUGAAAGGAAAAACACACUGUUAUUUUGGGGCAGUGGGGACAUGCCCCCACAGAUCUGUCCUGCCUGGCCCCCAAGGCUGCACUUACCCUCCCUGCCCCACCAGGUGGGCCAUUGGGGUAACUGGAAGCUGGGGUGCCAGCAGUUUGCACAGCAAGGCCCCCUCAACCCCGCCAGCCGGACCUCUGUGAAUGGCCCCCUUGUUGCUGUGACUGGCAGAGGUGUCUGGGAUUGGGGCCAAAGGAGCCCCUUGGCUUUGCUGCUUUGGGGGAAAGUUGCACAAAUGGGCUGUGCCAUCUCACCUCCCCAGGUGGCUGAUGGGGUAGAUGGCAGAGGGCCGGCCUGGUGCCAACCUCAUCUGGCUGUCAGGGCAGCAGAACUUCCACUCUGGCCCUGGUGAGGGGCUUCCCUUCCGCUGCCAUUGGGGGGAUGACCUGGGUGUGAAGCUGAAAGCCCCAGCUCCCUGCCUUGCCACAUGAAUGUAUUCUUUGGGCCACAAGCCCCUGCUGCGCCCCCGGCCUCAGCCUUUAGUGAGGUGGGGGCAGAGCAGUUCCUCCAGGAGCUGGGGAGAGGCACCCCUUAAUGACUGUUUCUCCUGUGAAAAGGGGGCUAGAGGAGAGGCCCAGGAGGCCGAGAGUGGGCAGCUGGGGGCUUCAGUUGCAGUGUGGGGGCUGUUAGAAGGGAGCCCCCCACCUGCAGCCAGCUGGCUGUGUACCCCUCCAUUGACCAAACUGGAGAGGAGUGGCCUCUCCCCUCCCUGCUCCCCUGAUGAGUUUUUAAUGUUGGGUAAGGUGGGGGGGUCAAGAAUAGAAGUGUCUGUCUCCUGAGUGGGGCGGCAGUCCUUCUACUGCUCACCGACGUAUUCCCAAUCACCUGCCUGGGUUUGUCUCCAUUCCUGGUUUGGUUUUUCUUCCUUGUUUCUCAUCUAACUUCUCCUGUUGACCUCAUUGCUCAGAGUGCAGUAUUAGGGCAGGAUUCUGCCGCUGCCUCCCCUCCAUGAAUGUAUCGAUCCUUCCUGCCCUGGGGAAAUGGGGAGUGGCCCCAGUUUUCUUUCCCCAUCCAUCCCCGGAGACCACAUUUUUUUUUUUUUUUUUUUUGCACCAAAGUGGCAACUGGGUCAGUGUUUGGGGGAUAAAGCUGGCCUUGGGGGGUGGAGGGACUCUCUCCACCUGCUUCUCCCUGGUUUCAACAGUGUUAGCAUCCGUGAAAAGACAAUAUUCUCUCUAAAGCAAUAAGGGGAUGAUGGGCCAGGGGGAAAUGACUUGCUGCUGCUGGCCCCCCAGCUCCCCCUUUCCUUGCGCCAGUAUUUGGCGGCAUUAGAGGUGUGGGGGGAGUACUGUUGUGACUGAAUGUAACUGCCCCCACCCCUGCCGCAGCCAAUGCAGGGGGCGGGGGGACGACACUCUUCCCCUCUCUUCCUUCCCCUUACCCCCAGCUAAAGAGACUUUGAACUUAGGGGGCCCUUGAGCCUGGAGAGGCCUUAACCCUGUGAGGAAGUGUAGGGGGAGCCCUCUCCCACCCCAUCCCCUUCUGAGAGUGGUCAAUGUUUACAAGCCCCUGAGCCCCCCAGCCCAGGGACUCGGCCCCUAUUGCUGUCCUUUCCCAGCCCAUCUUCCUGGGCCCCGGCUGCUCUCCCACCCUUCCCAGAGUUGGGGUGGGUGCAGGGGCCAUUCUGUACGCCCUGUCUGCCAUGUACCUCCAAUCUCCCCCACCCCAUGACUUACCCUUCUACCUACCCCUGCCCCUGUAAAUACGCCCCCCAAUAAAACUUGGUGUGUGUUCCCUUCCGCUUCUGCAUCU
Rhinolophus ferrumequinum (greater horseshoe bat) is the source of this 8697-nucleotide messenger RNA. It is a transcript of the gene GIGYF1, whose product is annotated as GRB10 interacting GYF protein 1. Lineage: Eukaryota; Metazoa; Chordata; Mammalia; Chiroptera; Rhinolophidae. The transcript is spliced from 27 exons. Bases 3393 to 6500 code for a protein of 1035 amino acids. The record is from RefSeq and is a predicted model, not a curated record. Gene Ontology annotation, molecular function: protein binding. Gene Ontology annotation, biological process: insulin-like growth factor receptor signaling pathway.